UUAUAUAAAUACAGACCACUAAGCACAAAUAAGACAAAGGGAACCUGUCAUUUCCUCUACCACAAUGAUCCUGCACCUGAUCUAUGACAGCUUUGAUUUUAAAAGCUGGAUCAUUUUGUUUUUUGUAUUUCUGCUCCUUGCUGAUAUUAUCAAAAAUAGGAAUCCUUCCAAUUUUCCUCCAGGACCCUGGCCUCUGCCAUUCCUGGGAACUGUCUUCACUAAAAUGGAUUUUAGGACGAUGAAUAAGUUGGCUGAAGUCUACGGGAACAUAUUCAGCUUAAGAGUGGGGAGUGAGAAAUUGGUAAUCGUGUCGGGAUAUAAAAUGGUGAAGGAGGCCCUCAUUACUCAGAAUGACAGUUUUGUUGAGCGUCCAAAUGUCCCUCUAUUUCACAAAGUUUAUAAGGGAACUGGUUUAACAAUGAGUAAUGGAUACUGUUGGCGGACACAUAGGAAGUUUGGUGGCCUCCAUUUGCGGAUGUUUGGAGAGGAGAAGAAAAUCCUUGAGCACAGCAUCCAGCAUGAGUCUGUCUACCUUUGUGAUGCCUUUAAGACAGAAAAGGGACCUUUCAACCCUAUGACCAUCUUAAAUGCUGCUGUCUCAAAUACUGUUGCCUGUUUGAUAUUUGGACAACGCUUUGACUAUCAUGAUGAAUACUAUCAAAGAAUUCUGCGUCUUGACAAUGAAUGCAUUCAGUUAAUGGGCUCUCAUAGAGCACAGAUGUAUAAUGUGUGUCCGUGGCUCUUUGAAUACUUACCUGGCCUCCAUCAGACUAUGUUUUCAAACUAUAAGCAAAUAACAGACUUCCUGAGAGGAGAGAUCAGCAAACACAGAGAGGACUGGGACCCUUCAAAUCCACGUGACUUUAUAGACAACUACCUGACUGAGAUGGAAAAGAAAAGGAGUGACCCUGAGGCUGGUUUUAACAUAGAAGGGUUAGUGAUAUCUUGCUUAGACAUGAUUGAGGCCGGGACAGAGACCUCUGCUUCUACAUUACGCUGGGGUCUGCUUUUAAUGAUCAAAUAUCCAGAAAUACAGAAAAAGGUACAGGAAGACAUAGACAGGGUUAUUGGACAGUCGCGUCAACCCUGUUUGGCAGACAGAGUUGAUAUGCCCUACACUGAGGCUGUUAUCCAUGAGAUUCAAAGAUUUGGAGAUGUUGUUCCUCUGGGAUUGCCUAAAAAAUCUGCUAAAGACACAACACUAGGAGGAUUCUUCAUUCCUAAGGGCACCUCUAUUUCAACAAACCUGUCUUCAGUCCUGCAUGAUCCAAACGAAUGGGAAACCCCAGACACCUUUAACCCAGGACACUUCCUGACUGAAAAUGGCCAGUUUCGGAAAAGAGAUGCUUUUCUGCCUUUUUCAGCUGGUAAGCGAGUGUGUUUGGGAGAGACGCUGGCUCGUCAGGUGAUCUUCCUGUUCUUCACCUCUCUGCUGCAGCAAUUCACCAUCUCCAAAUGUCCAGGAGAGGAACCCAGUUUGGAGGGAGAGAUAUGGUUCACAAAUGUUCCUUGUCCAUAUUGUAUGUGUGUGUCCUCACGUUAGAACAAUACAAAGUCAAUAAGAUUAGAUAUGAAGUACUGUAUGCUUUCUGAUAUGUGUUUCUGGAUGACUGUAAUUUUCACAUUUUUCAAAACGCAAUAUUGUUGUAAACAUGAUGUAAAUGUAUCAGUACAUGUAUGGAUGAUUUUGAUGUACAAAAUGUAUUGAUACCUGUAUUAAUGCUCUGUGUAAGUGAUUUACAGAUGUGUAAAUAAUCAUUUGUUAUGUAAGUAAAUUACACUGGUUGAAAAUUUG
This is a messenger RNA of Cyprinus carpio (common carp), 1795 nucleotides long. RefSeq names its product cytochrome P450 2J2-like. NCBI's taxonomy places the organism in Eukaryota, Metazoa, Chordata, Actinopteri, Cypriniformes, Cyprinidae. The record is from RefSeq and is a predicted model, not a curated record. Gene Ontology annotation, biological process: xenobiotic metabolic process. Gene Ontology annotation, cellular component: cytoplasm; intracellular membrane-bounded organelle. Gene Ontology annotation, molecular function: iron ion binding; heme binding; oxidoreductase activity, acting on paired donors, with incorporation or reduction of molecular oxygen, reduced flavin or flavoprotein as one donor, and incorporation of one atom of oxygen.